Messenger RNA from Darwinula stevensoni, 1107 nucleotides. The record is from the annotation of a GenBank genome assembly. Lineage: Eukaryota; Metazoa; Arthropoda; Ostracoda; Podocopida; Darwinulidae.
UCGUAGAUGUCAGCAGAUGCGGGGAGACGAUCGACAUUCGUGGCAAGCUGCGUGGAUCUCCUCAAGCAAUACGGAUUCGACGGACUAGACAUGGACUGGGAAUACCCGGCCAACCAAGGAGGCAGCCCGGCCGACAAGGGGAACUUCGUGCAGCUGCUGAGAGAUCUGAAGGCAGCUUUCGCGCCAAACGGAUUCCUGUUGACAGCCGCUGUUUCUGCCGGGAAGAACACCAUCGACACCGCCUAUGACGUCCCGGGCAUGUCUCAGACACUGGACUACAUUAGUGUGAUGGCAUAUGACAUGCAUGGAGCCUUUGACAGCUAUACUCACCACAAUGCUCCUCUCUUCGCCCUUCCACUCGAUCAAUCCCAUAAUAACCAAUACUUCAAUGAUGACUUCGCUGUACGCUACUGGUUGAGCUUGGGAGCCCCAAAAGAGAAAUUGGUGAUGGGAAUGCCGGUCUACGGACGAGGUUUCACAUUGGCUGACCCCAGCAAUAAUGGAUUCUAUGCUCCAACUGCUGGGGCUGGCACGGCGGGUCCUUAUACGAGAGAAGCAGGAAUCCUCGGCUUCAACGAGAUCUGUGAAAUUCAAAAACAGUAUGGAGAUUUCAAGAGGAUCUGGAACGAUGACAUCAAAGCUCCUUAUUGCACUUUUAACUCGAAUCAGUGGUUCGGAUACGACGACACAGAGAGCAUCACCCAGAAGGCGCAGCUGAUCGUGAACUUGGGCCUGGCAGGAGGGAUGGUCUGGUCGGUUGAGACGGAUGACUUCCAAGGGAAAUGCGGAUUGGGAAAUAAUCCCAUUCUGAACACCAUCAAGAAAGUCCUGAACGGGCAAUCCCCACCGAAUGAGGCCACCACCAAGGCGCCUGGAGGCAGGUGUUCCUCUGCGGGGUACUUCGCGGCGGGAUCUUGCAGUCCCAAAUUCUACUAUUGCCUUCCUAACAACGGUCAAUGGAUCAUCUAUGACCUGAGCUGCGCUGCCGGGACCAUUUAUUACCGAGGUUCUUGUGUCUGGUCAAAUGCUUCCCCUGAAUGCCAAGGAUAAUUUUUAACUGCCUUCGAAGGAAUAAAGAAUAGUGAAUUCAUGGACAUGAAAAUAAAA